This is a messenger RNA of Naegleria gruberi, 1749 nucleotides long. RefSeq lists its product as uncharacterized. The transcript has a single exon. Bases 1 to 1749 code for a protein of 582 amino acids. The record is from RefSeq and is a predicted model, not a curated record. NCBI's taxonomy places the organism in Eukaryota, Heterolobosea, Eutetramitea, Acrasida, Naegleriidae.
AUGGAUUCAACAACGCCGUUGUCUUCAUCACCAACCCCAAAAACUACAACAAAACAGGAAAAUGGCGGGAAGACGAUACAAAAAACUGCCAGCAAGAUAAACUGCCUGAGUCCUCUGAGUCCAACCUCACCAGCAGCAACAGCAAACGGUUCUUCAUCCUUUAUGAAUGAGGGAGUGGAUGGUGAUUCGGUCUCAUCGACUGGUUCUGGAGGUUCAUCAUCUAAGAGAAAAAAGCACAAAUUUCAAGCGAGGGAUUAUUGUUUGGUUUUUGAAGAGGCUAUCAAGGAUGUAGAGUGCAUGGAUAUAUUUAAAUCAUUUCUGAAGAAUUGUUCAUCGGAGGAGAUGCUUGAAUUUAUACAAGAAUAUGAUAGAUAUGAAAAAGUGUACAAAUUGAAAAAGUUGAGUUAUUUUGUAAGCCCCUUGCGAAGAAGAUCAAUUACUUCUGGUGGGAGUGCUACUAGUGGAGAGAGUUAUCAUUCAAAUGUGACGACAACAGCCAGUUGUGUGAGUAAUGUGAGUGAUUUGUCGGUUGACUGGAAUCAACUCAAGCAAGGUGUGGUAGAAUUGAAAGAGAGUGCUUUGAGUAUUAUUGAUACGUUUGUUUCGAAAGGAUCGAAAAAAGAGAUUAACAUUGGAUCGUUACAGAAACAAUCUUUGGAAAGGUUUGAAGAAAUUAACAAGCAAAUAUUGACGGUAGAUUUAAAAUCAACAACCAGCUCGUCACAAGGGUUAGAGACCUUGUUGAAUGUAUUGGAUUUGUUGAAUCCAUCGAUUUUGUUUGAUGGAAUGGCAUUGGCUAUUUCUACAGAUUUAAAGUUUGAUCAAUUCCCUAGAUUUGUGAGAAGUGAUGCUCUUUUCAAGUUUUUACAAAAGAAGGGAGAAAAGUAUACGAGAUCGAUAGCCAUCAACAUUUCGCAAGGUUACGAGAUUGAUAUUCGUUUCAAACCAAGCGAUUUGGAGGAUAGGAUUAUUGAUGACAAGCUCAUCUAUUUCGGAUUUACAGUAAUGCAGGAUACACCAGAUUGGGAGUUUGUCAAAGUUACUGACCUCUAUCAAUUACAAUUGUCAAAAACAACUUACUUCUUCGAUAAUGACAAGAAAGAAAGUGGUCUAAAAUUGCACAAGACGGUUGCCAUCUUCCCAUUCCCAUUACAAGAUGUUUGGAAUAUGGUGUGUAAUCCUGAAAAUCACUUCAAGUUUGAUCCAAAAGGAAAUGAAGAUUUCAAAGUUAGAGACUAUUUUCCUCCAAAUGAUCCUAUUAUGAAGAAUCCGUAUGCAUUGACAGAAAUUGAAACAGAACCGAAAUUUGGCCCAUUCAUGAAGAGAAGACACUUGCCAUUCAUUUUGUCUACAUUCUAUGAUCAUGGAUUGCAAGGUUACAUUGUUAUCUGCAGAAGUUUUAACGAUGAACCAAAUUAUCCUGACAGAAUUCACUAUGAGGGAUUUAAUUAUUCCAUUUAUUUACCUAUUGAUGACUACCACUGUAGAGCAAUCUUCAUUGACUAUACAGAUAUCAAGUUACCCUUCUCAAAUGGAACACUAUUUGAAAAGGCUACUUACAAGAUUUAUUCUGGAGCUAAGAUUAAGGGAAUGCUAAAAGUAAUGAAAGAUUUGUCUCAAGAUGGAAAGAAGAGAAUUGAAAUGGUUGGAAAUGAUGAAAGAAAUUGGAACAAAUCUGUAGAAUUACACAAAGAACUUUAUCCAGAGAGAUCAUGGUACAAUGAAUGGCAACGAUUGAAAAAGUUCUAG